UAGCCGUCACACAUCCCUUCCCCACUAUAUUGGAUUGCGGAUGAUGUCUUGCUGAUAUCAACUUAAUUCGGUUUGUCGAGUGAUGCGUUUAACCAAUCAAGAUAAUACAAAACUAAAUCAAUCUUAAUUGUAUAUCUGUUUUGAAAAUUUAACAAAAACAAAAAGUGAUUGCCAUGUAACUUCGAUCGACGUCUAUCAUGUCUCCAAACAUCAAGCAGACUCGGAUACGUUGUUUACGAAUGCUUUCGACUAUGUUAUAAAAUUCACAAUGGCUACGGCUUCUAAUCAUUAUUCUCGAGUCAUCAGCGAAGAGUUGUUAUGUCCUGUCUGUCUGGAGGAACUCAAGGAGCCUAAGUUUUUAGCCUGUGCGCACAAUAUCUGCAAGGAGUGUCUUGAGAUGGUGGGAAGGAAUGGCAGGGAAGUCAGAUGUCCAGUGUGUCGGAGAAGCAUUGAUAUCCCUGAAGGUGGUGUGUCUUGUAUUCCCACUAACGCAGUCUUAGUUCGACUCAUUGAAGCUACACCAGGACGAAAAGAAAGGUUAGAAAUCCAACUGUCUCUCGAGAGGGCGAAACCAGUUGUAAGAACUAUGACAAUAAAGAUUUCCGACCUCGAUAAAGUAUUAACAGACUUGACUGUCAAUGUUGAUAAGGUCGAGAAGGAGAUUCAUGACAAAGCUGAUCAGUUAGUAGAGGCUAUCAGAAAACAAGAAACGAGUCUUUGUUCGGAAGUCGAAGAGUUUUAUGGCAGGAAACAAGACAUGAUAAACAAACAGAAGAGUACUCUCUUCAAGCUGCAUUCCAAUGCACUGAAUAGUGUUAACCUUGCGGAAGCUAUUCUCAAGCAGAACGAUGCUAUUGAGAUAGGUGAGAUUACAACUGCUCUUGUACAGCAAUUGGAUGAAGUCAGUCUGUUAAAUCUAGAAGAACCAGCAGAUACAUCCACAUACGAUGAAAGACUUGUAUUUUCCAUGAAUACAGAAGCUACUUGUGAAAAGAUUCUUGAAAAUAAAAAAUUUGGUAAAGUUAGUAAAAACUUCCUCAAGGCUCAAUCAAGACCUUCCUCGACGGUAUCAAGUAUAGAUUGGUCCCAAUCAGGUCAAGUAUUACACAAACUUGGCCACAAGGGAAGUAAAAAGGGCUCCUUUAAGGGUCCAGCUGGGGUGUCUACAAAUGAAUUUGAAGAAAUUGCAGUCAGUGACUUUUUUAACAAUCGCAUACAAGUUUUUGACUCAAGACUGAAGUUCCAAUUUGAGUUUGGGAAGAAAGGUAUUGACAAUGGUCAAUUCCAGGGCCCAACUGGAGUUGUUUACACCUCCUAUAAUAAUAUAAUAGUGUUUGACAGCAAGAAUAGUAGAGUUCAAAUAUUCAACAGAAAUGGUGAAUUUGUGAGUAAGUUUGGCCAACAAGGAAGUGGUCCAGGUGAUUUUGGUCAAAGUGGGACACUCUCCGUUGAUAAAUCAGGGGACAUUAUUGUAACCGAUUCUGAUAACAAUAGAGUACAGGUGUUUUCUAACAAUGGAGUAUUCAAGUUCCAGUUUGGUGGCAGAGGUACCGAGGGAUUUGAUAACCCUUUGGAUACCAUUGCCAUUGACAAUGAGUAUUUCACAACAGACAGUGGUAAUUACUGCAUCAAAGUGUUUAACGCCGAGGGUCAAUAUGUCAGGCAGUUUGGUCGGCAAGGUGCUGGUGCUGGUGCAUUUCAGUGUCCAAGGGGAUUGGCUGUUGAUUAUAUUAAUGAGCUCAUUCUUGUCUGUGACAGUGAAAAUCACAGUGUUCAUAUACUUAAGCCUGAUGGAAGUUGUCUAGGCAAGUUCCCUACUAAAAAGAUUCCAGUGGCACUAGCAAUAUUCCAGAAGUACUACCUUCUAGUUUGUUCAUAUCACAGUAAUCGUGUUCAACUGAUCUCCUACGCUUGAUUAAUGAGUUAUUUUUAUGCAGAUUAAAAAACAUAAUAAGUCCUGCAUUUUUGAGGCAUUAUGAAGAUGUUAAUCUAAAGGAAAAAUAUUUUGCAUAUUUUUUAAUUGAUAUUUGCAGUGAUUUUUAGAACUCUUAAUUUAGAGGUAAAAAUUUAUAUUUAGUAUAAUAUGUGCUUACCUUGGGGAUAUCCUGGGGGUAAUUUAGUUUUGUGUGAUGUUUUAACGACCUUCAGUGAUAGUCUAUGAAAUGAUGCAUGGAAAAUGUGAAAAAUCACAAAAGAGAAGUCACAGCUAAAAAGACAUCACACAAGUUAUUUAAUAGAUAAUUACUGAGGCAUGCAGCAUUCGUAGGUAUAAUUAUUGAUCUUAUCAAAAUCCAAUUGUUUUCUUUGUAGCUUGUGUAUCAUAGAAACAAAGCCAAUAAUGAAUGAACUAAAUAUGUCUGAUUUUCCUCUAUGCAUUCGUUGGGAUAAUGCAGACUGAAAACAAUGGAUUUUGAUAAGAUCAGUAAUUAUUACAGUGUGAAUUGCAAAACCGAGGGCACCUAGAAAUAUUUCAAGAAUGUUCAAUAGCCAAUCAAAACCAUUUUUCAUUAUUAUCUUGUAGAUAGAAAGUCAAUUCUGAUUGAGCAAAGAAUAGAACAUUCCUGGAAUAUUUCUAGGUGCCCACGGUUUUUCGAUUCACUGUAAAAGUCUAUUAGUGUAAUAUUGAGACAUUCGUCACUGCUUUACUUCAAGCUAACAAAGCCAUAUUAUUGUUAUCUACUCUUUAGUUCUUGCUGUUAGCAUUUUUUGUCUAUAAGAUGUAUACCCACUUUUCCUAUUGGUCUUGAUAUGCCUUGUUUUACAGCGUUUGGCUUAAUUAGCUUCCUUUUUGAAACAUUGUAUUCGUACACUUGGAUAGUUUAAGAUAAAAACGCAAAAGAAUCAUUCUCACAAUAUGAUUUUUAUAUUUUUGCAUAAUUUUAUACUUUAUCUUAAGGUUUUUAAGUACAUAUCUAGUGCAGAUAAAAUUAUAUAAAAAUAAAAUUAAAACAAAAACAUAUCAUAUACAUUAUAUAAAUGCAUAUUAACAUAUCAUACUUUUACAUAUACAUAUUCAGACAAGACAUAGACAACUCCAGACAUCUGUGAGUUCUUGGCUACCAUUCUCUGUCUGUUUUAUAUUUAUUUUGCUAGUAAUUAAGUAUGAAGGCUGAAAAAUGUAUGUCAUGUGUCAAAUUGCCCAAAAUAACUCACAUGACGGCUUGAAAACUUUGCAUGUAACAAGAAAAUGGUCCAGGUUUUUAGGGAAAAGCAUUUUAGUACAAACAUUAGAAAAGCUUGCCAAAACCACAAUUGUUACACAGAUGAUAUAAUUGAGGUCUGCCAGUGCACCUUACAGGCAAUACAAAGAUAGCUCAGCUGCUAAAAUAUUAUAUAUUCCUUUAGUUUCUUCUUUUUGAAUUGUUUAGUUAUUAGUAUUUUUAAAUGGAGUACUCAAUUCAGCCUUUUAGACUGUGGUGUAUUUUAACAAAAAGACAUAAAAGAAUAAAUGUAUGAUGUCUGCUAAGA
Molecule: messenger RNA, 3468 nt
Organism: Actinia tenebrosa (Australian red waratah sea anemone)
Lineage: Eukaryota; Metazoa; Cnidaria; Anthozoa; Actiniaria; Actiniidae
Biological process (GO): protein polyubiquitination; proteasome-mediated ubiquitin-dependent protein catabolic process
Molecular function (GO): ubiquitin protein ligase activity; protein binding
Source: RefSeq, a predicted model, not a curated record